Molecule: messenger RNA, 1500 nt
Organism: Paramisgurnus dabryanus
Lineage: Eukaryota; Metazoa; Chordata; Actinopteri; Cypriniformes; Cobitidae
Source: RefSeq, a predicted model, not a curated record
AUGCAGGCUCUGGCGAUCUCGCCAUCCUGUCUAGAUUUUGCCCCAGGAAUGGUGAAGUUGAUUUUACAUCCUUAUCUUGAUUACCUGCGUAAAGUUCCCUUUUCGACUGCACAUCCGGUCAUUCUUGAGACUUUCUGCCCUCCGCCGUUCACCACGCCGAAGCAGGAGUUAUACCACAGAUUGUGUCCAGUCCGUGCUCUUCAGACUUAUGUCCACCGCACUAGCCAGUGGCUAUGUGUGAACAGGUUACGUUUGAGUCCAGCUGCAAGACACAUUUUGGACACACAUGGUCUGGACCCUGAUCUGGUGAUGCCUACUGGCCCACGAGGUCUUGUUACUAAAGAAGAUGUUCUGAAUCUGUUGAAUCAGCGGGGUAAAGGCCAAGCUGCUCCUCCUGCAAGAGCUGCUACUUCUCCUGCCCCAACCCCACCUCCACCAGCUGCCCCCACCACCGGUCGCCCCACUUACCCACCUGUUUCUGUUCCUGGUAAACCUGGAGCUCCGGGCACGUUCACCGAGAUACCAGCCUCUAAUUUCAGGAGAGUCAUCGCUCAGAGAUUAACGCAGUCGAAGACCACCAUACCCCACGCAUAUGCUUCAGUUGAAUGUGAUCUCAGUGCUGUCAUGAAGCUCAGAAAAGAUCUGGCCAAAGAAAACAUCAAGCUGUCAGUCAAUGAUUUUAUCAUUAAAGCUGCUGCUGCUACACUCAGAGAGAUGCCAGAGGUGAAUGUGAUUUGGUCCCCUGAGGGACCUCGAGCUCUUGACUCCAUUCACAUCUCUAUUGCCGUAGCAACACCGCGUGGUCUCAUCACACCCAUCAUUAAAGAUGCUGCUAACAAAGGCCUUCAGGAGAUCGCUUCCAAUGCAAAGGCUUUGGACCAGAAAGCUCGGGAUGGGAAACUAUUACCAGAGGAGUAUCAGGGAGGAUCAUUCAGCAUCUCUAAUCUGGGAAUGUUUGGCAUUAGUGGAUUUAGUGCAGUUAUAAAUCCUCCUCAAGCGUGUAUUUUGGCUGUGGGCAGUACCAGGACUGAAGUCAGGUUGACAAAACAGAACCAGGACAGUUUGACUCCUGUCCUCUGUACUCAAGAGCUACUGACUGCUACGUUAUCCAGUGAUGGACGUCUAGUAGAUGAUGAACUUGCUUCACGCUUUCUGCAGAAAUUUCGUUCAAACCUUGAGCAGCCUCAGCGUGUGAGCCUGGCAUAGAAAGAGCAACAGUGUCAUCAAAAGCAACAUUAUGAGCUUCAAGUGAAAAUAGGGUGAAAUACGGUGAAAGUUACUGCUUAUUUAUUCAUUAAGAUGUACUGUAAAGUUGUAUGAAGCACCAGGAGUCUCUUUUAAAUCCAGGCUCCAUAAAGUUUAGUUAUUAUAAUACCCUAACAGGAGGAUAUUUUCAUUAUUUUUCGGGUAUAAUUAAGUCGCUUACGCAAAAAUAAAUUCAUUAUAUACAGCUUUUGUCAGAUUACAAAAAAGUCAAAGCCAUCACAUCAUGUUUGGUCU